ACUGUUUUAGGUCAGAUGUAGUCAGUCGGCAACGGGCAAAGGGUACGAAUGCGUUACGUGAAUCCUAAAAGUGCCUCAGCAUCAAGGCUUCAAGGCAUGUUGAUUAUCCGGUUUUCAACUGAAACAGCGAAGGACGAGUUUCUCGGUGCGGUAACAACCAGGAUUAUACCGAGGAAGUAACGUCAACGUUUAGGGACACGAGAGAAGCUGCGAUUGUUUUGGACAUACCCUCUCCACCUUUGUGCCUGUGACAGUUGUGAUUACCUUCCAUGGAUGUGUCAGAUUCCUGAGCAGGAAGGAUGACAUCGGAGGCUGCGGUCUCCACAUCUCCUGCCAUCAGCAGCAGCAAACCUGUCAACAGGGACUACCACUUCCUUCGCUCCUUCGCAGCUGGAGGUGUUGCAGGAUGCUGUGCCAAGACUACCAUUGCUCCUCUGGACAGAAUCAAGAUUCUUCUUCAAGCCCAGAACCCCCAUUACAAACAUCUAGGGGUGUUUGCCACUCUCAAAGCUGUGCCAAAGAAAGAAGGCUUCCUUGGCUUGUACAAGGGUAAUGGGGCAAUGAUGGUCAGGAUAUUUCCAUACGGAGCCAUCCAGUUCAUGGCCUUUGACAAGUAUAAAAAGCUUCUCAGUAAACGGGUUGGGAUCUCUGGACACAUCCACCGCCUCAUGGCGGGAUCUAUGGCAGGGAUGACUGCGGUGAUAUGCACCUACCCUCUGGAUGUGAUCCGGGCUAGACUGGCCUUCCAGGUGACAGGAGAGCAUCGCUACACUGGCAUUGCCAAUGCCUUCCACACCAUCUACCUCAAGGAGGGGGGCGUCUCUGGCUUCUAUAAGGGACUUGUUCCAACACUUAUUGGGAUGGCUCCUUAUGCAGGUUUCUCAUUCUUCACCUUUGGCACCCUGAAGAGCCUCGGCUUGAAGCAUUUCCCGGAGCUGGUGGGACGACCCUCCUCGGACAACCCCGAUGUCCUCAUUCUGAAAACCCACGUUAACCUGCUCUGUGGAGGGGUCGCCGGUGCCAUCGCUCAGGCAAUAUCGUACCCCUUGGAUGUGGCGAGGAGAAGAAUGCAGUUAGGAACCGUGCUUCCUGACUCUGACAAAUGUGUAUCAUUGAGCAAGACCCUGAAGUACGUGUAUAACAAGUACGGGAUCAAGAAGGGAUUGUACCGAGGCCUUUCUCUCAACUUCAUCCGCUGCAUCCCGUCCCAGGCCGUUGCCUUCACCACCUAUGAGUUCAUGAGGCAGACCCUCCACCUAAACUAGUCGCUGAUUUUAUACCAUCCGAGUUUCACCUGUGCCGGUCCGCUCCGAGUCAUUAAGCAGAUCAACCUCAACGCUUCCAUCGUAGAGAGAUCGGAGGCGCACUCGCUACGUCUUAAACUCUUCGGUGUGGGAAUCGCCUUUUCCUUGAGUUCACUGAAGGCACCAGGGAGGUCAGUUAACGCUGAAAAAAGGAAACGGGAUAUCAGGCAGUAAGGGACUCCAUGUCUCUCCUAUUUCAUUACGUCUUACUUCCUGCUUUUGUGUGUCGCCACUUCUUAAGAGAAGAUUUAAUCAAAUGCAAGAUAUGUGGCUUGAAUUUGAGCAACUCCCUCAUCAGUGUGUGUGAAUCCAGUAGGUUGGUUGGUUGGUUGGUUGGUUGGAUGGCUUGGGGCAAAGAUUGUUGUCACAACAAGCCACGGAUUGUGCAGAAGCUCCCUCAUUCAUACAGAUGUCCUCUUAAUCUUAAUGGUUUAAGAUGGACUCCAGCUUAAAAUGAUCAAAUAUGCAGUUUCUUCCUAAUCAGUUCCUUCACAAAGAAGUUGAACUCAGUGAAAUACAUCAUGUUCUUCUUUUUACCGACUUGGUGAUGAAAUGCUUGACUUUUGUUGCAAUAGUUUUUUAAUAAUAUGAUUUGUAAUGUUUUGUUUUCUCAGAGUUUAGGGUGUCUUUACAUUUAGGGUGCAGGUUUUGGGUGCAAUUUCUUUAGAAGAAGUUUGCUUGUGUGUCUUUCCCUUCGUCCUCUACACAAAUCUAAAAUUAAUAUAAAUAACCUGAAGUUUAAAAAAAAAGAAAAUUAUGCAGUGUCUGAGGUGGCACAGUUUAAGACAAUUUAACAUUUUAUUGCCCAACCCUGAAUUUGAGCACUUUCUGCAUGUGAUUUCACUGCUGAACAACUUUUUUUUGUUACUAUGCACUCAGAUUAUUUUAGUUUGUGGAUGUAAUAAUAUUAAUUGAUGUAGAUUGUUUCUCAGCUGUGAUCUGAAAGAUAUUUUGAGGUUAAGGUGUUUUUACCAUGAUAUGGAUGUAGGUCUGACCUGUCUGGAGGGCCGUGAAGGGAUCCAGGAGAAAAUUGCACUUCAUCACUGCAGCUUCUUCUUCAUUUAUUUAUUGAUUUAGUGACCUGUUGCCACUGGGUGGCAGCAUUGAGUAUGAUUUGUAUUAUUUACCGUCAGAGCUGAACACAACAUUCAUACACGUCUCAUACAUCUCUCCACAAAGCAAGUCGCCACAUAGUGAGUAUAAUAUAUGCAGUGUUUUUAACCCAGGUCGGCUGAAACUGCUCGUGAGAGCUUCUGUAUGGCUUUUUGGGAGUUAUUGCCCCAGAAAUGCUCAUCGCUGAUGAAUGAAAUAGUUGUCUAACGACUUUCGAUCUCGAGUGCACCGCUGGCCUUCGUGUUUACGUGAACCUCGUCAUCUUCCUCCUUCAUUCAGCCUCUCGCCUUCCUCUGCAUACGAUGUCUUACUUCACCGGAGUGAUGAAUGUGUUUAAUUUGAGUUUCUCCGCAUGGUUUCAGUUGAUGCCUCUGCUUUUAGAUCGCUGUAUAUGAAUGAAGGGAGGAGAAUUGCAAUUUUGAUUUGUGUAAAAUGAAGCAUGUCUAUGUACGACCACUCAUCACAGUUUGCUUAUAGCUGCCAGAGUCAUUUGUUUUCUCUUUAAACUUCUCAGAUUGUUUCAUUUGAAUAAUUGCUGGAGGCCCAAAGAGGUAAAAUGUACCCAAUAUUCCACAAAAAAAAGCAAAAAUUAUAGGGAAUAAUCUGUCAAGAAGUCUUGCAUACGCUGGGACACCACACUCGAGCAUUACGAGGAGACGUCACAUUCAUUCUUUUACUAUAUUUAAAUACACGAGGAUUUCACUUGGACCGCUGAACACUUUAAAAGACAUUCACUGUUGGAGGAAGUGGGGUGUGGAAAAGUCUUCAGUCACCUCUCAGCAGCUCCUCAGUUGGAUGUUUGCCACCCAUCAACUGGAACAAAAAAAACAAAACGCUGCCACAGUUAGAUUGCUAACCAGAUCAUUCACAGGGAAACCAAAAUGUUUCUUGUUGGAAAUCACCCGGCCGCUCCAAACGGCUCGACACCUUGUGUGUGUGUGUGUGUGUGUGUGUGUGUGUGUGUGUGUGU
This is a messenger RNA of Anarrhichthys ocellatus (wolf-eel), 3387 nucleotides long. RefSeq names its product solute carrier family 25 member 16 (gene slc25a16). The record is from RefSeq and is a predicted model, not a curated record. The transcript is spliced from 10 exons. The coding region runs from base 300 to 1265 and encodes 321 amino acids. NCBI's taxonomy places the organism in Eukaryota, Metazoa, Chordata, Actinopteri, Perciformes, Anarhichadidae. Gene Ontology annotation, biological process: transmembrane transport. Gene Ontology annotation, cellular component: mitochondrial inner membrane.